UAUAUAUGCUAUAGCAAAGGAAAAAAAAGAAGAUUUAUCAACAAAGUGUUUGCCCUGCAAAUUUCGAAAGGAAAAUCGGAUUACAUCCAGCCGCGCGCAAUGCCUCCGAAACGGAAAGCGGCCACCACGGACGAGGAGGACAACGACAACUACCGCCAGAAGCGUGACCGGAACAAUGAGGCGGUCAAACGUAGCCGGGUCAAGUCCAAGCAGCGGACGCAGGAAACGCAAGAGAAGGUCAACGAGCUACGUAUAAAGAACAAGGUCCUGGAGGACAAAAUCAGCAACCAGGAGAAGGAGCUCAAGUUUCUGAAGGAACUGUUUGUAACGCAGGCGCAGGCCAAAUCGGACAAACUGGUCGGGGUGGACAUUGCGACGCUGCUGAAGAGCUCCGACGAGGACGGGGAUUCGGACUCGGAGGAGGAAAAGCGAGCAAAGAAGAAAAAGAAAAAGGACCAGAAGGCUGGGAGCAGUAGUAGCCGGAAGGCGGGCACUUCCAGUCGGAGUUGAGGCAUUUGGAUGUAAGUUUCGGGUGAUUUAAUCUCUUUUUGUUUGACUUUAUAUCAAGAUGGAUAUAUAUUUUAAUUUUUAAGUUAGAUUUA
This is a messenger RNA of Culex pipiens pallens (northern house mosquito), 602 nucleotides long. RefSeq names its product CCAAT/enhancer-binding protein homolog 2 (gene Irbp18). NCBI's taxonomy places the organism in Eukaryota, Metazoa, Arthropoda, Insecta, Diptera, Culicidae. The record is from RefSeq and is a predicted model, not a curated record. The transcript is spliced from 2 exons. Gene Ontology annotation, biological process: regulation of transcription by RNA polymerase II; DNA-templated transcription. The coding region runs from base 100 to 510 and encodes 136 amino acids. Gene Ontology annotation, molecular function: RNA polymerase II cis-regulatory region sequence-specific DNA binding; DNA-binding transcription factor activity, RNA polymerase II-specific.